UUUGGUGUUAUUGUUUCAGCAAUGCUUGCUACAAACACACAGCUUUAGAGCCAUCUCUUCCAGAACUGCACGGGUAAUUGGCAGUAAUUUAAAGGGAAAAUCGAGCUAAAGGGUAGAAAUUUUAAUAGAAGACCUUCAGAAAUGGUGCUGCCUGAUGUGAGAGACCAUCUGAAGUGCUCCAUCUGUCGGGAGAUUUAUACCGACCCCGUAACCCUGCAGUGCGGCCACAGCUUCUGCUCCACGUGUAUUCAUGAAAGGUGGGAAAACCUGAAGGAACCACUGACGUGUCCAGAAUGUUGCAGGAGUUUCAAGCCAAGGCCAGAGCUGACCAUAAAUUGGACUCUGAGGGAGAUAGUGGACAAGUUCUGCUUGAACCAGAAGGACAGUGACAUCUUCUGCACUUACUGUGUCCACUUUGAUGUAGUUGCUGUGAAAACAUGUCUCCUGUGUGAGGCUUCUCUCUGUGCCGCACACCUCCGCCGGCACAGCAGGUCCGGCAAGCACCUCCUCACUGAGCCAUCAGAUGCCUUUGAGAGCAGAAUGUGCCCCAUCCAUGGCAAAGUCCUGCUGUAUUACUGCGAGGAGGAUGGUGCCUGUAUCUGUGAGUCCUGCACCACGGAUGGAGAGCACAAGGACCACCAGGUGGAGAAACUGACCAAGGCCUCUGAGAAGAAGAAGGAGGGUUUGAGAGAGGUUUUGGACCAACUUAUCCCACACAGAAAAGAGAUUGAGGAAAAAGAACGUCAGCUAAGAGAGAACAAGAGAGUAAUAGAGGAUACGUCGGAACAUCAGAUCAAGCAAGUCAACCUCCUUCUUAGUGGCAUCAAGGAGCAAUACGAGGCCUUAGAGCAGCGAGUCCUGGGUGAGAUCUUCUGCUUCAAAAAGCAACUGUCCCUCCCAUUCACUGAUCAGCUCAAGAAACUGGAACUGAGGAGAAAUGAGCUGAGCGGGAAGAUCCGUGACGUUGAGGAGCUGGGCAACAUGGUCAACCCUGUAGCUGUUCUACAGGAAUGGAAUUCAGGAGGAUCUGCCCUUGGUUCUACCGAGGAUGGAGACAAUGAGGACAGAGGAGGAGAAGACCUAGAGGCCCCCGAUUUAAAGCAGAUGGAUCAGGUCUUAGAGACGUUGGUCACGGGGUUAAAUGGGAUAGUCGCUAAGUUUCAGAAAGAUAGUAGGCCAGUGGGUUUAAAGAAUGCCCAUAGCUCUGUGCCCCAAGGCUGUGUGGUUCCACCAAUGAACACUACGGUGUCUGUAGAUAUCACUCUCGACACAAACACAGCUUCGACCAACGUGGGGGUUUCUGCUGACCAUAAAUCAGUGUCGCACUCCCAAACCCACCAUUGUUACCCAGAAUCCCCUGAGAGAUUUCAGGAAUCUCAGGUCUUGAGUAGUGGGGUCUUCACCUCUGGCCAACACAGCUGGAAGGUGGAGGUGAGUGAACUGGGGGAAGUGAGGAUCGGGGUGGCCUAUCCCAGUAUAGCGAGGAAAGGGUUCCAGUCCUACAUUGGGGAGAAUACAAAGUCCUGGUGUUUGUACCGAUAUGAAACCACCAAUGACUUAGGAAAAAAGCAGCAGAAAUGCUCAGCGAGACACGGCAGUAGAGACACCCAUCACCCCUACAGGGUCUCCUGCCGCCGGCUGGGGGUCUUCCUGGACUAUGAGGCCGGCAAUCUGUCUUUUUAUGAGCUGAGCAACCCAGUCAGGCACUUACACACCUUCACUGCCACCUUCACCGAACCCCUGCAUGCUGCAUUCUGUGUGUGGGGGGGUGCCUCUGUGACUGUCCUUAGCUAGAGCCUGUACCCCAAUAGGAAGGGACCCUGGGUAGGACCUGAUAGAGAGACCCUUAAAUCAAAAGUAGGGGUGCCAUAGUGUUUCCCUUAGACAGUACAGUAUGGGGGUACAGCUUAUUGUGUGCCCAGAACAUU
Xenopus tropicalis (tropical clawed frog) is the source of this 1928-nucleotide messenger RNA. RefSeq names its product E3 ubiquitin-protein ligase RNF135. Gene Ontology annotation, cellular component: cytoplasm. Gene Ontology annotation, biological process: antiviral innate immune response. The record is from RefSeq and is a predicted model, not a curated record. Bases 142 to 1794 code for a protein of 550 amino acids. Gene Ontology annotation, molecular function: zinc ion binding. The transcript has a single exon. NCBI's taxonomy places the organism in Eukaryota, Metazoa, Chordata, Amphibia, Anura, Pipidae.